AGACCAUAGAGUUUUGAACGAUGUAAUGAUGGAUCUCUAAAAUUCAUUCGUUCAAUUACGGUUUGGAGUUUGGAUUGUUUUUAUUUAUCGGAGUUUUUCUAAUAUUUCUUUCGAAUUCGAAAAAGUGCUAAGAAUGUCUUCACCGACUGAGGAGAGCGUCCGCCGUAACAGCGAAAGCGAGGUUGGGGAUGUAGAAUCUCCAGAGCACGACCCUCACUAUGAGCCAAUCGUCUCACUGCCGCUUGUGGACAUUGUGACAAAUGAAGAAGACGAGGAGGAACUGGUUAAAAUCCGAGCCCGGCUCUACAGAUACGAUACUGGAGAUCACGAGUGGAAGGAACGUGGUACUGGUGACAUAAAACUACUUCGCCACCGAAUAAACAAUACUGUGCGUGUAGUAAUGAGGCGUGACAAAACUCUGAAAGUGUGCGCUAACCACUUUAUCACACCCGACAUCCGGAUGAACGUCCACUGCGGCUCCGACAAGGCCUUCAAUUGGUCUGUCUUUGCAGACUAUGCAGAUGAGACAUGCAAACAGGAGUUGCUUGCUAUUAAAUUUGGCAAUCCUCAGAAUGCUGAAUUAUGGAAAACAAAGUUUGCAGAAGCUCAAGAGAUUGUGAGAACAAAAUGUAGUCUUUACACACAAGAUCAAUCAUCAGAUGAUGAGAGCAGCAUCACCAGGAGCGAAGACACGGAUACCCCAGAACCAAAGGUCUCUGACAAGUCUCCAGACAGAGCAGAUUGUGAUAGGCCCGAGGAAACUGAUGAUGGAGUUGUCCUGAAAUUGAAAGAACUUAAAGUGGAGAGUGAAAAAUCUGAGUGAAUAUAAUGCAAAUUUGAUUCAACAAGGUCUUGAUGACUUUGAGUGUGCUUGAUUUGGGGACAUUGAUUUCUUUCUUAUGGAACAUAUUUGCAAUUAAAGGUUCUUUUAUCUAUUAGUCUUUGGUUAGCAUAAUGUGAACAUUCUUUCCUGAUUUUCUAAAUAAUUUCAUUAACCAAAAUCAUCAUAAUCCUAUUUGGCAUACUCUGUAGUGACAGAAUAGCAUGGAAAUCUCUUCUGUUUUCUCCACCCUUCAUCUUACUUACUUGUACCAACCAUGAAAUAUGGUCCAUUAAAGAUCAAUUACUCUUGUCAAUGUUAAUUGUAUAUAAAGAUUGUCAUAAGAGACCAUCUGUAAUAUGUAGGUAGGGUAUAACUAAUGCACACUAGCUAUAAGUUAAAUGUCUU
Amyelois transitella is the source of this 1228-nucleotide messenger RNA. RefSeq names its product ran-specific GTPase-activating protein. Gene Ontology annotation, cellular component: cytoplasm; nuclear pore. Gene Ontology annotation, biological process: nucleocytoplasmic transport. The coding region runs from base 134 to 823 and encodes 229 amino acids. The record is from RefSeq and is a predicted model, not a curated record. Gene Ontology annotation, molecular function: GTPase activator activity. The transcript is spliced from 4 exons. NCBI's taxonomy places the organism in Eukaryota, Metazoa, Arthropoda, Insecta, Lepidoptera, Pyralidae.